This is a messenger RNA of Penicillium taxi, 8583 nucleotides long. Its product is annotated as putative translational activator. The transcript is spliced from 10 exons. Gene Ontology annotation, cellular component: ribosome; cytosol; cytosolic large ribosomal subunit. The record is from RefSeq and is a predicted model, not a curated record. NCBI's taxonomy places the organism in Eukaryota, Fungi, Ascomycota, Eurotiomycetes, Eurotiales, Aspergillaceae. The coding region runs from base 1 to 8583 and encodes 2860 amino acids. Gene Ontology annotation, molecular function: structural constituent of ribosome; protein kinase regulator activity. Gene Ontology annotation, biological process: translation; regulation of translation; cellular response to amino acid starvation.
AUGGAAGGUAUUCCAUGGGAACAGGUCAAGGCUGGGGAUCUGGAUGCCUUGCGGGUCGCUCUCUUCUCGAGUUCGACCUCGCGCCGGCUCCGGGCCCUGCAAGAACUUCGCGACAAGAUUGCCUCUGACCUAUCUUUGGAAACUCACCAUGAUAUCCUAGCGCUCCUUUUCCACACAUAUCCUCUCUAUGUCGACCGAUCAUCCCGACAUGCUGUCCAAAAAUGUCUGACCUCCCUCCUCCAGACACCAUCCGCCACCGAACACUUAAAAUACCUGACUGAGAAUCUCAAAAUUGAGGCGGCCAAGCCUGGUCUUGCCCCAACCAAUGGGUUCGUGUUGGUGGAGUGGUGCUGCGUUCUUUUGCAGCACGCCAGCGAAGACAAGGCUACGCCCUUAGCCAUUGUGCUCGAUCUGAUUGCUGUAGAUGCCAAGGCAUUAGAGAACUGCUUUGCUCAUAGCCCAAAGAUACCAGUGAGACAAUCUGCAGUUCGGGUGACUAGGCGUGCCCUGCGCGCAGUAUUCUCAAACCAGAAAUGGGGUGAGGACGCUGUGCGUCAGUCAGUCAGCCAGUUGACAACAGAUGCGGCGGCAGGAUUUAAGAAUGCGGUGAUGCUCGGUGUCAUUUGUGGUGUUUGCGCACGAUUGCCCGAUAGGAAGUCUAUUCUCGAGGAGUCUAAGAAAUCCAUAAUUGCUUUUUACAUCAAGGAAAUAGUGAGCUCAAAGUCUGCGGUCCCUGCCCACGUGGCAGAUGGACUGUCUGACUUCUUCAGUUCAUUUGUGACAAUGGAGGAGUUGAGCACUGAAUUGGUGCCUCCGAUGGAGAAAUCUAUGCUGAGAGCACCAGAGGUGAUUCUAACAGGCGUGAUUCCACCAUUCUGUGCAGCCUUGCCCGAAGACAUUGACAUCUCCGAGUUGGUACAGUCUCGUCUUUCGAAGCAUUUAUUGUCUAGCAUGAAGUCAAAUAACCCGGCUAUUCGCCAGGGUGCUGCUGUUUCAUUUAGAUCUCUGCUCUCUCGUUGCAAGUCUGAGGCCUUGGUUCUGAAGAUUACUAGUGAAAUCAUGAGUCCGCUGAAGACAAAUAAGAUCACAACUCCUGAGCAUCGUGUUGCUUACGCACAAGCGAUUGCAGCUGUUCCGUCAUCUGUGGAAGCCUCGAAAGAGAUCGUACAAGGGUUCGGCCCUGUCUUCUCUCGGGAGUCAAAUGAGCCUGCCUUGGAGGAGGAGCUCAGGUCUUUUGGCAAGCACCUCGCUUUCCUCGUCCAGUCCAAUGUCAAAGUUAGUGAUGACGUUAUUAACACCGUCGUCAAGGGCAUUUCCGACAAACGAGUCCCAUUCCGAAAGGUCUGGCAACUCAAUAUUGGAGAAGUGCUCUGGAAAUCUGAUAUUGCGGCUCUGAACAGUGCCGAAAUCGAACCAUUUGUCACCAAAUUCCUCGCCAAGAUGAAAGAUAUGUUUACUGAAGUUGCCUCCAACCCUCUUCCCUCAGCCCAGAGCGGUGCAUUGUCAUCUGCAUACGUAUUUUUGGCUCUGUUUGAACGGGUCUCUAACAUCGAAGGGCCAGACAGGGCCACUUGGGAAGAAAAGGUCUCUCAGUCCUUGACUUUAGGCGCUAAACCAUCUUUCCUUCUGAACCCUAAGGCCUACUCAAAAAUGAGCUCCCAAGCAGAGAUUCAGUGGCUUGUUAGAGCCCUCGCAGCUGUGACCUCUGGGCCGAAGUUUGCUGGCGCUGAAGACGCAGCUAAGAUUGCCUGGGCCCAAGCCUUCAUCUAUGCGAUCACCGGACCUAAUCUGCCGUCAAAAUUCCGAGAAAGUGCUGCCGAAACACUAUGUGUAGUUUACUUGAAGGAUGUCGCAUCUUUCGGACGCGUUAUCGUCAAUGCCAUCUGGGCUUGGAUUCAUGCAUCCCGUACCGGCGAGAAAGAAUCGGCCGCUGCCUCUGCGCCAGGAAGCGAGCGUCUUCUUCAUCUGGUACUGAAAGCGAUCUGCCCCUCUUCAGUCCCCAAGGAAGCAUCUGAAAACUUGGAAAAUUUGCUAAUCAAAAUUAUUGUUCUUAGCCGACAAGAGUUGGUUCCGAAUGCUUCAUGGAUUGACUUGUGUCUGAGAACAGGGACUGAUCCUGGAAAUCUUGUUCGCGCCCAUCCUGCUGAUUGUAUCAAGCAAUUAGUAGGUGUCAAUGAAGACCCCAUCCAAUCCACUGUACCGGAUGUCAAUUCUGCCGUGUGGACUGCUGCAGGUGAUCUGGCCUUUGUGGCUCCCGAUGUUAUGAUUCCAUGCCUUGUCGAUCAGAUCAAAGAAGAUCUAGACGGUGCUCGUCUUUCAAAGUUUACUGCUACUGAUGCUGCCAUUUCUCGAACACCUGAGGGUACUGCCUUCGUUGAUGUGCUCAGUAGUAAGUCGAAGCAGCCUACCUUCAACAAGAGCACUAAGGAUUAUGAUACUCUGAAGUGGGAGGAAGAACUCAGAGCGCAAUUGGCAGAGAAGAAGGGACAGAAGGCGAAGAAACUGACUGGCGAAGAACAAUCCAAGGUCAGCGCACAACUUGCGAAAGAAGCCAAGAUUAGAGCAGAUGUUCUGCAAGAAGUGAAGCGGAUCGAGCGAGGUGCUGGCCUUAUUCGAGGCCUCGCAACUGGACCUGCUAACGAUCCUGAGGGCUGGAUCAACACCGCUGUCAGUUGUUUGCUCUCUCUUGCCCGGGCUGGUGCUGGACUGUUCGUUGGUGAUGUCGUAUCCCAAGCGUAUGUCGUCUGUGCGAACGAAUUAUCUUCGCGUCUCGGAGGUAUUAGGCCCUUCAUAGGUGUGGCAACUCUGCGAGCUAUUGGUAAUACUAAUUUGCCAGCGUCCAUGGAGUUGGAGCAUCUUGGAGAGCUUGUGACAAGAAUUUUGUACCGCUUGCGAUUCGCAUCGGAACAACGGCCCCUUGAUAUUCCAUCUCUGGCCUAUAUCUUCCCAUUGAUUUCCAUCAUCCUGUCACGUAACGGUAUUGAAGAGGUCAAGGGAGAACAAGAAGGCGAGCAGGUUCUGCUUGCCCUCGAGUUCUUGUCCUUCCAUUCUAGCUCCUUCUCCGAUACCCGCCUUCCUCGUAUUGAAGUUAUUCAGCAACUUCUUUCUGCCAUGCAAAGAUAUACUACCCACUACAAGCUGAUCAAAGACACUAUGUUCGAUUUCUGCCGAUGCAUAUCACCCAACAUCAGCCCCGCGGAGCUGGAGACCCUCUUGCAAGGUUCCAUCGUUCCCGAUUCAUCUGUUCGGACCUCUGUACUUCAGGUCAUUGAAGAUGAGAUUGAUUUGACUGACCUUGACUUCUCGGAAUACAUCUGGCUGGGCUGCCACGACAAUGUCGAGGAAAAUGUAGAGAUCGCAGAAACCAUCUGGGAAGUGAAUGCACUCGAAGUCGAUGACUCUGCAUUUACAAAAAUCAUGAAGUAUCUUGACUCCAAGGACACCCAACUUCGAGGUGCUGCCGCUCGUGCUUUGGCCCACGCAGUUGAGCUUGACAAAGGCAAAUUCGCUGACAUUCUAUCUCAACUUCAAGCGAAGUAUGCAGAGGAUGUCAAGCCGAAGGCACCCGAAAAGGAUGCCUACGGCAUGCCCAAGAAAGUGGAAAACACCGACAACUGGGAAAGUCGCAGCGGUGUCGCACUGGCCUUCAAUGCUAUCACUGGCCUGUUUGAUGGGGAACAGAUUAUCUCUUUCUUGCGAUUCCUCAUUGAACGUGGCCCCCUGGUUGACAAGAGCUCUGCUGUCCGAUCUCAAAUGGCAGAAAGUGGAAAGUCUGUAAUCGCUCAACGAGGCCAGUUGAAGGUCGAGGAGCUUAUGAAGCUGCUUGAAACAACCCUGGAAACCUCUGACAAAGCUACUCAGAGCUCCGAUCUGCUGAACGAGGCCGUUGUCGUGCUUUACGGAUCUCUAGCAAGACACUUGAAGGCCGAUGAUCCUCGGCUGCAGGUCGUUGUCAAGAAGCUCCUUGCUACACUUCCUACUCCCUCUGAAUCGGUGCAAUCCGCUGUUUCAGAGUGUCUGCCGCCAUUGAUCAGACUCUCUGGUCCGAGUACGGCUGACUAUGUGCAAGAGAUGCUCGACCAGUUGCUUAACGUCAAGAACUAUGCCACCCAGCGCGGUGCUGCCUAUGGUCUGGCCGGAAUUGUGAAAGGAAAGGGUAUUUCGACUCUCCGUGAAUUCCGCAUCAUGAGUUUACUCAAGGAGGCUACCGAGAACAAGAAGGAGUCUCAUCACCGACAAGGUACUUUCCUGGCUUACGAAUUGUUUGCUUUUGUUCUUGGACGUACCUUUGAGCCAUACGUCAUUCAAAUUGUUCCUCAACUGCUUGGAGGCUUCGGCGAUCCCAGCAUUGAUGUUCGUGAUGCAUGCUUGGAUGCAUCAAAGGCUUGCUUCCAGAACCUCAGCUCAUAUGGCGUGAAAAAGAUUCUUCCUACCCUUCUUGACGGUUUGGACGAUACACAAUGGCGCAGUCAAAAGGGAGCUUGCGAGUUGCUGGGUGCCAUGGCUUACCUUGACCCUCAACAGCUUGCGGCUAGUCUGACCGAAAUUAUUCCCCCGCUUACAGAGGUCCUUAAUGACACGCACAAGGAAGUCCGCAACGCUGCAAACCGUAGUCUCCAAAGAUUCGGAGAGGUCAUUAGCAACCCUGAAGUCAAGAGCCUGGUUAACGUUCUUCUGAAGGCCCUCAGUGACCCGACCAAGUACACGGAUGAAGCCCUAGAUUCUCUCAUCAAGGUUUCGUUUGUUCACUAUCUGGAUGCCCCAUCUCUGGCACUGGUUGUUCGUAUUCUCGAGCGUGGUCUUGGUGACCGUUCAGCUACAAAGCGCAAGUCUGCACAGAUUAUCGGCAGCUUGGCCCAUCUUACAGAGCGCAAGGACCUUAUUUCACACUUGCCUAUCAUUAUCGCUGGUUUGAAUAUGGCGAUUGUCGAUCCAGUUCCCACUACACGUGCUACCGCUUCGAAGGCUCUGGGUUCGCUUAUCGAGAAGCUUGGAGAGGACGCUCUACCAGACCUUAUUCCCAACCUCAUGGCAACCCUUAAGUCAGACACUGGUGCUGGCGACAGACUGGGAUCGGCUCAAGCUCUCGCGGAGGUCCUUGCGGGUCUGGGUACCACCAGACUCGAGGAGACACUGCCUACCAUUCUUCAAAACGUUUCCAGCUCGAAGCCUGCUGUUCGUGAAGGCUUCAUGACCCUCUUCAUUUACUUGCCCGCUUGCUUUGGUAACAGCUUCGCCAAUUAUCUCAGCAAGAUUAUUCCGCCUAUCCUGGCUGGCUUGGCUGAUGAUAUUGAGUCAAUCCGUGAAACUUCCCUCCGGGCUGGUCGUCUCCUGGUCAAGAACUUUGCUACCAAAGCCAUUGAUCUCCUGCUUCCCGAAUUGGAGCGUGGUCUUGCCGACGACAGUUACCGUAUCCGUCUCAGCUCCGUUGAACUGGUUGGAGAUCUCCUCUUCAGUCUUACUGGUAUUUCCGGCAAGUCGGAGGCCGACGAAGAGGAGGAAGAAGCCACACAGGCUGGCCAAUCUCUGCUCGAAGUGCUUGGAGAAGAACGGAGAGACAAGGUCCUUUCGGCCCUGUUCAUCUGUCGCUGCGAUACUUCGGGCUUGGUCAGAACUGCUGCCUUGGGCGUGUGGAAGGCUUUGGUCGCCUCUCCCCGAACCCUCAAGGACAUGUUGCCGACCCUUUCUCAGCUCAUCAUCCGUCGCCUCGGAUCCUCCAACAUGGAGCAGAAGGUUAUUGCCAGCAACGCCCUUGGCGACCUCAUCAAGAAGGCUGGAGAGUCGGUGCUUGCCACCUUGUUGCCCUUGCUUGAGGAGGGUCUCCAGACCUCGCCUGAUGUGGAUGUCAAGCAGGGUAUCUGUAUCGCUCUCCGCGAGCUUAUCAGUUCUGCCACUGAAGAUGCUGUGGAGGAUUAUGAAAAGGUCCUUAUCUCUACAGUUCGCGUCGCUUUGGUCGAUGCAGAUGAGGAUGUGCGAGAAGCAGCCGCCGAAGCCUUUGAUUCUCUACAACAGAUUCUGGGCAAGAAGGCUGUCGAUCAAGUUCUGCCUUACCUUCUUCACUUGCUGAGAAACGAUGAUGAGGCUGAACAGGCGUUGUCUGCCCUGCUGACCCUCCUAACGGAGCAGACUCGUGCUAACAUUAUCCUGCCGAACCUCAUCCCAACACUACUUACCCCGCCUGUUUCUGCUUUCAAUGCUAGGGCUUUGGCCUCUUUGGCCGAGGUUGCGGGUGGAGCAAUGACAAGGAGAUUGCCUAACAUCCUUAACACUCUUAUGGAUGGUAUGAUUGAGACCACCGAUGAGGGACUCCAGGAAGAGCUCGCCAAUGCCUUCGAUACCGUAUUGGUCUCUGUCGAUGAGUAUGAUGGUUUGAACGUCGCAAUGAACGUGAUGAUCGGGCUUGUCAAGCACGAUGAUCAUCAUCGCCGGGCUAAGGCCGCUCUCCAUCUCAACAAGUUCUUCUCGGAUGCCGAUCUUGACUUCUCGCGUUACUACCCAGACUUGAUUCGUGUUCUGCUGGUUUCUUUCGAUGACCGCGACCCACAAGUCGUCAAGGCAGUGUGGACCGCCCUCAGCGGUCUCACAUCCCACAUGCGCAAGGAGGAGAUGGAGGUUCUGGCCGUCCCGGCGCGCCAGAUGCUGCGGCAAGUUGGUGUGCCGGGCGCAGACCUCCCUGGUUUCAGCCUGCCAAAGGGUAUCAUGUCUAUUUUGCCAAUUUUCUUGCAAGGUUUGCUCAAUGGUACCGCUGAGCAGCGUACCCAGUCGGCUCUUGCCAUUUCCGACAUUAUCGACCGUACAAAUGCAAACUCGCUCAAGCCUUUUGUCACACAGAUCACUGGUCCACUGAUCCGUGUUGUGUCCGAGCGGUCAGUUGACAUCAAAUGUGCUAUCUUCUACACUCUUAACAAACUGCUGGAGAAGAUUCCUUUGGCUGUCAAGCCCUUCCUGCCCCAGCUUCAGCGGACAUUUGCCCGUGGUUUGGCUGAUACGACUAGUGAGACUCUGCGCAACCGUGCAGCCAAGGGUCUUGGUAUCUUGAUUACGUUGACCCCCAGAGUCGAUCCUCUUGUUGCAGAACUUAUUGCCGGAUCAAAGACCCCUGAUCUCGGUGUUAGAAAUGCCAUGAUGAAGGCUCUCCAGGAGGUGGUUGGUAAGGCUGGUGCUAACAUGAGCGAGGCAUCUCGGACAGCUCUACUGGCUUUGAUAGAUGAUGAUGCCAGUGAUCAGACCGACUCUGUUGCAAUCACCAAUGCCCGCUUACUUGGUGUACUCGUCAAGGUUCUUCCCGCUGAAUCUGCCAUUCCUCUUAUCAAGAACCGCAUUCUUACCGGAAAACUGGCGCACUCUUCUGUUCUCGGCUUGAACGCUCUCUUGGUCGAAUCACCCGACACGCUGCUGGAGCACUUCUCUACUGAGACACCUUCAGUCAUCUGCCAAGGCAUUGCAGACAGUGAUCCUUUCGUCGCCGAGAACAGCGUUCUCGCCGCUGGAAAGUUCCUUUUGUCUGAAGAUGGCAACCACAGCUUCGAGACACUCAAAGCCAUUUUCGAGGCACUGGCGCUUGUCAUCCCACUCGGUAACCCGGUUGAUGUUCGCCGAUUGACGCUGGUGGUCAUCAGAACUAUCAGCCGUCUCCACCCCGAGAUGACUCGCGCUCACCUGGCUCUGUUGGCACCGCCAAUAUUUGCUAGCGUACGUGACGUGGUCAUCCCCGUGAAGCUGGCUGCAGAGGCUGCUUUCCUCUCCAUCUUCUCGGUGGUUGACUGUGACAGCGAAGUUUUCGACAAGUACAUGGCCGGUCCCGGUGCAUCCCUGCCGCCUCUCCCGAAACGCAGCAUGGGCGACUACUUCAAGCGUGUGGCCAUGCGUCUUGCUAACCAGGCCCGUGAGCGCCGCACUGCUGAAGGUGGCGAAGGUGGUCUGGGCUUGUCUAACGAUGAGAUAGAGGAUGAGAAGGAGACGCAACGAACACCUGCAUCCGCCAACGACCGUCGAUACGCCGACAUCAAGAUGGUCAACCUUCGCACCCAGAAGCGCCUCGCCGCCUCCGUGGUCGGCUGCGGCAAGCGCAAGAUUUGGCUCGACCCCAAUGAGAUGAGCGAGAUCUCCAACGCCAACUCCCGUCAGACUAUCCGCAAGCUCGUCAGCGAUGGCCUCAUCAUCCGCAAGCCUGUUACCAUGCACUCCCGUGCCCGUGCUCGUGAGCUCAACGAGGCCCGCCGGAUCGGUCGUCACCGCGGUCUGGGUAAGCGCAAGGGUACAGCCAACGCCCGUAUGCCCAGCCAGAUUCUCUGGAUGCGCCGCAUGCGUGUGCUCCGUCGUUUGCUCGUCCGCUACCGUGCCGCCGGCAAGAUCGACAAGCACCUUUACCACGAGCUCUACCACCUGAGCAAGGGUAACACCUUCAAGCACAAGCGUGCUCUGGUUGAGCACAUCCAGAAGGCUAAGGCUGAGCGCCAACGUGAGCGCAUCCUCAAGGAGGAGAUGGACGCUAAGCGUGCCAAGAACAAGGCUCUCCGUGAGCGUCGGGCAGAGCGUGUUGAGGCCAAGCGCAACGCUCUGGUCGGCGAGACUGAGGAGUAA